AGUCAAGUGUUGUUGUUUUGGGAUAUUUUUGACUUUUUAAUGUAUGUCUCACUCUAUUUCUCACUAUUACUUUCACAUCCAGUGAUAUGCCAUUCAUUAAAAGAUAUUUUUUGUGGUCAUUGUUUUUGGUGCAGACAAUAGUUAUUAAAUUGUUGAUCGCAUUAUUAAUACAAUUGAAUAGUGCAUCAAAAAUAGUUAUCAAUAGUAAAAGUAUUAUCAGUUUAUUCUCAUUUAGAGCUAACUAUUUGAAGCGUUCAUCCAAAAUGGCCCAGGUCAAUGAACACCUGAUUGGUACCCGAUUGGCACCAUUCAAGUCCAGUGCCAACUAUUUUGACCCGAAGUUGCCACGAGAGCGGCCAGUGGUCAACACUACGUGUGCCAAAUGUACGGCAAUUAAGUCCAACAAAUUAUUAUUGAAUUUUAAUUACCGUAAUCGUAAUCUAAUUUCCCGAUCAUUUUAUUACGCCUCGUAUGUAAUGUCACGGAAAGUGGACUCUCAUUAUCCAGAAGUGGCCGGCAAAGUGAUCCGUAGCGGUAAAGUACAGACUGCUAUCAAAGAGUCGGCUAUUGAAGAGUUCAAUCAAUUACGAGAAGAUGAAGCAGGUCUUGUCGAAGAAGAAGAGCUUAAAACUAUUGAACGRAAACAGAGAUCGCGUGCAAUAGAAAUACUUCAGCGAAUGAAGUCAUGUAUYUCAUCAUCGCUUCUCCGUAUCGCUGGUUGGGUGCUCUAUAAACUACUGUCCAAAAUGUUAACCACAAUUCAGUUUCAUGAAGGUCAAAUUGAACGCAUCCGCCGCUGCCGUACCUCAUCAGCCAAUAUACCCAUCGUUUAUCUGCCACUCCAUCGGUCACAUCUUGACUACAUUUUAGUGUCAUUUAUACUAUAUAUGAAUAAUAUUAAGCCUCCGUUGGUCGCCGCCGGUGAUAACCUACUCAUACCAUUUUUUGGUAAUCUAAUGCGCGGUUUGGGCGCAUUCUUCAUCAAGCGUCGACUUGACCACAGCGAUGGUAAAAGRGAUCACCUCUACAGAGCUGUUCUCCAGACUUAUAUUAAUGAGAACUUGAAAUCUGGUAACUCAUUGGAGUUUUUCAUUGAAGGCGGCCGUUCGCGCACUGGUAAAGUCUUGACUCCUAAGUCAGGCUUACUAUCCGUUAUCGUUGACUCUGUACUCGAUGGUUCACUGCAAGAUGUAUUCAUAGUUCCUAUAGCCAUAUCCUAUGAGAAGCUCAUGGAUGGCACGUUUGUUGCCGAACAACUCGGCAAACCAAAAACACCCGAAAGCUUUACGUUAGCCGCCCGAUCCAUUUGGUCGACACUUCAUACGAAGUUCGGCUCAGUUCGGGUCGACUUUUGUAAUCCUUUUUCACUUAAAGAUUACUUACAUAACUCCUCCUUUAAUACAGUCAAAAGUAAUAACAUAUUAAAUAAACAACACAAUCAUCAGGGAUUACAUUGUGUUGCUUGUAAUGGUAAUACUCAGCAACUGUCGGCUUUUGAGUCUAUCUAUGGACUUGACGUCAUUGCAUCUGAAGAUAAACGCCACACAAUCGAGAAGUUGGCUCAACAUGUAGUUUACGAUGCGUUCAAUGCAUUAACAUUGAUGUCCACCCAAAUGGUAGCCUUCCUAUUGCUGACUAAACACCGUAAGGGAGCAACACUUCAUCAAUUAGCUCAAAGUCUCAAUUGGUUUCGCGAAGAAUGCAAUAGACGAAAUCGUGACGUUUGUGUUACCGGUGACUCGUUGGACGUCAUCCGAAAUGCUUGUCUAUUAUUGGGCAAAGAUCUGGUGUCCAUCGAAAAGGUAUCAAUGGCCUGGUCUUCGUCAGACRGUUUGGGAGGACCGCUGACAGAGAACAACAAUGUGAAGAUAGUGUUCCUCAAACCAUCAGUUAAAUUGCCGCACGUACUCGAGCUUCAGUAUUACGCCAACUCUUGUAUAUCACUUUUCCAAUUGGAUUCAGUUAUAGUCAAUGCAAUGUUUGCAUUAAUUAACAAUCAAUUGGAUGGACUGUCUGCAUGUGGGGAUAACAUGGAAAGUCAUCUGUGCAUUGAUUAUAACGAUUUGAUAGACAAAUCUAUACAACUUUGCGAUAUACUUCAUAACGACUUUCUAUUAGCACCGCCCUGUGUCAACAUUCGCGACAAAGUUACCGAUACGGUUGAAAACAUGAUAAUGUUUGGUAUACUUACCGAAGCCCACAAAGAUGUGGUGGCSGACUAUCAACUCAAACAGCGAUUCCGUCAUUUCGAGUUUGAUGAUGACGGAGAAGAGGACGGCUAUAUUGGCGGACAUAGGAAUGGCUUUAAUAUUAAGCGUCGAGAGCUUAGAAUUGUGUUGACUGAUGAAAACAAAGAGUCAUUAUUGUUUUACCGAUCAGUGUUGGCCGCUUAUAUUGAAUCCUAUUGGGUGGCCGCUUCUACAUUACCCAAACUAAUCGGCAGCGAAGCUAUUGAUGAGGAAACGUUUUUUAAUCAAAUGAUUGAUAUUGCAAAAGAAAAGCAACAAAAAGGACUGUUAUUUCACGAGGAGUGUAUAGCUCUCGAUCCCUUCAAAAAUGCUGUCAAACUAUUUGAAAGUUGGAAUCUAUUGAUUAUUGAAACGAUAAACGGUGUCCGACACCUACGGCUCAGGCCUGAGUUUAAUAGUGUACAGGAGCUCAAUGAUGUUAUACUCAGGAUUGAAGACUUCAAAAUAUAGUCAUCCAAAAAUGGGAACUCAUAUUUUCAAACAACAAUCUCUAUAAUGAACUAAAGAUUUUAUCUCUCGUUACAUAAUUUAUGAUAUUUGUGUUAUUUAAAAAUAUAUAUUAAAUAUAAAUGAU
Oppia nitens is the source of this 2823-nucleotide messenger RNA. RefSeq names its product glycerol-3-phosphate acyltransferase 1, mitochondrial-like (gene mino). The record is from RefSeq and is a predicted model, not a curated record. Gene Ontology annotation, cellular component: mitochondrial membrane. The coding region runs from base 87 to 2699 and encodes 870 amino acids. NCBI's taxonomy places the organism in Eukaryota, Metazoa, Arthropoda, Arachnida, Sarcoptiformes, Oppiidae. The transcript has 10 exons.